AAACCACGCCAUCGUGCAAACACUUGUUCAUUUUGUUCAUCCGGAUCUAGUUCCCAAACCUUGUUGCGCCCCUACGCAGCUCAACGCCAUCUCAGUCCUCUACUACGAUGACAGCUCCAACGUAAUCCUCAAGAAGUACCGCAACAUGGUGGUCCGAGCUUGUGGCUGCCACUAGACUGCCAGCGUCUUCACGUGGACCCAUUCUGUACAUACGCACACACUGAGAGGGAAGUGGGGACGGGCGUAGUUCAAGAAGCAGAGACUUUGGUCCUUUUUAUGUAAACGCGUUGAUGUGAGGCCAAACAUGACUUUCAGACAAUCUAAGAGAACAGUUCAACCCAAAUUUAAUUACACUUAAAAUAAACAUAUGGACCUACCGCA
Messenger RNA from Austrofundulus limnaeus, 381 nucleotides. Its product is annotated as bone morphogenetic protein 7. Lineage: Eukaryota; Metazoa; Chordata; Actinopteri; Cyprinodontiformes; Rivulidae. Gene Ontology annotation, molecular function: growth factor activity; cytokine activity. Gene Ontology annotation, cellular component: extracellular region. The record is from RefSeq and is a predicted model, not a curated record. Gene Ontology annotation, biological process: BMP signaling pathway.